Messenger RNA from Acanthosepion pharaonis, 1776 nucleotides. NCBI's taxonomy places the organism in Eukaryota, Metazoa, Mollusca, Cephalopoda, Sepiida, Sepiidae. The record is from the annotation of a GenBank genome assembly.
AUGUCGACGGGAAAUGACGUGGUUCACUGGUGCUUUCUGUCCGCAAGCGAUCGAUGCUCUCACUCAUCUCUCUAUUUUUCUUUCUUCUUCUCUAUCUCCUUUUAUAUCGCCUUUUCUUACAGCAUCUGUUUCAUUUCUCUUUCUUACCUUUAUUUAUUACCUUACAUUCGCUUUCUUUCUUUCUUUCUUUCUUUCUUUUUUCUUAUCCAUUUUUUUCUUCGGACCAAAAGUUAUCCUCUAUUAUCCUCUCUUCUUUUUCUAUCAUUGUCUUUUUUACUUUCUUCAUUUUCCUUUCUUUCUUUCUUUCUUUCUUUCUUUUUCUUUCUUUUUUCUUUCUUUCUUUCUUUCUUCUCCAUCUUUUUCUGUCCGGCUCUUCGGGCCAAAAAUUAUCCCCUAUUAUCCUCUUUUCUUUUUCUAUCAUUCCCUUUUUUUUACUUUCUUCAUUUCAUUUCUUUUCUUUCUUUCUUUCUUUUUUUUUUUUUUUUUUUCUUUCUUUUCUUUCUUUCUCCAUCUUUUUCUGUCCGGCUCUUCGGGCUAAAAAUUAUCCCCUAUUAUCCUCUUUUCUUUUUUCUAUCAUUCCUUUUUUUUUUUACUUUCUUCAUUUCGGUUCUUUCUUUUCUUUUUUUUUCUUUUUUUUUUUUUUUUCUUUUCUUUCUUUCUUCUCCAUCUUUUUCUGUCCGGCUCUUCGGGCCAAAAAUUAUCCCCUAUUAUCCUCUUUUCUUUUUCUAUCAUUCCCUUUUUUUUUACUUUCUUCAUUUCGGUUCUUUCUUUCUUUCUUUCUUUCUUUCUUUUUCUUUCUUUUUUCUUUCUUUCUUCUCCAUCUUUUUCUGUCCGGCUCUUCGGGCCAAAAAUUAUCCCCUAUUAUCCUCUUUUCUUUUUCUAUCAUUCCCUUUUUUUUUACUUUCUUCAUUUCGGUUCUUUCUUUCUUUCUUUCUUUCUUUCUUUCUUUCUUUCUUUCUUGCCCAUUUUUUUCUGUCCGAAAACGUGCUAAAAUUAUCCCCUAUUAUCCUCUUUUCUUUUUCUAUCAUUCCCUUUUUUUUUUACUUUCUUCAUUUCGGUUCUUUCUUUCUUUCUUUCUUUCUUUCUUUCUUUCUUUCUUUCUUUCUUUCUUGCCCAUUUCUUUCUGUCCGAAAACGUGCUAAAAUUUUCCCCUAUUAUUCUCUCUUCUUUUUCUAUCAUUGCCUUUUUUUUUACUUUUGUUCAUUUCCGUCUCUUUCUUUAUUUUUUCUUUCUUUCUUUUCUUGCCCAUUUCUUUCUUUCUUUUUCUUUUCCUCUUUCUUUUCUUUUCUUUCUCUUUCUUUAUUUAUCAUUCUCUUUUCAUUCUUUUCUUUUUUCUUUCUUUUUCUUUCUCCUUUCAUUUUUCAUUUUUAUUUUUUUCGCCUCUUUCUUUUCUUUCUUUCUUUCUUUCUUUCUUUCUUUCUUUCUCUUUUCUUGUUCUUUUUUUGUCUUUAUUUCUUUUUUCUUUCUGUUUCUUUCUACUUAAUUUGUCUGGGUGGGGAUCUUUCCAAGGAGGAAUUAUUUCUAGACAUAACUCACCUUUCACUAUCAUUUUGUUGCUUCUCCCAAUUUUCCUUAAGUUUUUUUUUAUCUUCAUCACUCAAAUUUCUCUCUUUCUUUACUUAUUAUUAUCUUUUUUUCUCUCCCGCUUUCUUCCCACCUCCACCUUUAUACGGUAAAACAGCGCCAUUCCGGGUAAUUUAUUCAUUUGAAUUGCGUUGCUUUUACGACGCUGACUCUUUGGUCUCUGAUUGGUUCCUCCUUAUGUAUUCAAUUUAA